CCUGCAGAUCAUCAGCGUUGUCCAGGUUUUCAAAAUGGCGGACGAGGGAAGAGAACUCUGCAGUGAAAUUCUAGACGUUGUAUCUUCCGAUAACAAAUUUAUCCAAAGUCCAUUCAUCAGUGUGAAAGAUACUGCCCUCAAAUACCUUAUGUGGCAAUAUGGAACAAACUUGUUUUAUAUUAAUGCUGAAGAUUUAUCUGAAGAAAACAGGCAGUGUGUGUCGUCCACUGGUAAUGAACGUCCCAGGCAAAUUGUCCAGAUUGCAGCACGGGAAAGCGAUUCCCUUCUUCAAAACAUCAAGAACUUGAUAAGUAAGCUGGAUUCUUAUAGCCAUGUUAAUGCUAUUAACAUUGAGCUUUUGGAUUGCAAGCAUGAAACUGAAGAUGUUGAAUGGCGAAGAUUGCUACAGCUUAUGAAAUUGGCAGUUGAUGUGUCUUCCAUCCCAAUUACCUGCAAGCUUGCAUUCUCCUCCCGAAACAUCAGUGCUGUAAUCAACAGAAUCAAUGAGCUCUCUGUGGCUGGGUGCAAAAAAGUUUUGCUGCAUGGUCGGGUAGAUACCAAAGUCGUUGAUGUGUUGGAUAGGACCUCCUGGGAGAGUGUGAAAAUAAUAAGGAAUUCUGUUAAAAUCGAAGAUGUUUAUGUUGAGAUUGUUUGUUCAUCUGUUUACGAGGCUGCCAAUUUUCUUCAAUAUACAUGUGUACAAGGCAUUGCUAUUGCAGAGCCACUACUGUGGAAUCCUGCCCUAUAUUCACGUUGCAGACCUGCAACUCUAGAAGUAAUGAAACAAUACCUCCAUUUAUGCAAGCACUUCUCCACUCAGCUAUUGCUUGCAAAAAAGUCCAUGAUGCAGUUUAGUGGGUAUCUGUUGCGGCGAUUCCCUGAUUUACAUGAACAUGUUGAGAUGGCAGACAGUGUUCAAAACCUUGCUGAAGUUGCCAAGGAACUUGAAGAAAGACUAUCCCAAUUAACGAAAAAUCAGGUCAAAAUGCUUGGAAGAUUGCAAGAGAAAAAGUUGCACUACAGAAUAAGAGCCCUAAAACAAAAAUGCAGAAACCAAGCAAAGAUUAAGAAAGGGUCUACUCUAUAUGAAGGGCCUACCAAAAGACAGAGAAAAGAGGAGCAGAAACAAAGGGUAGUGGAUGCCAUGGCAAACGGACUUCGGGUUGCCCUUGAUCUCAGCUUAGUCCAUAAAAUGAGUAAAAAGGAAAUUGGUAAAGUUGCUGGUCAAGUGCGGCGUGUUUAUGGCUCAAACAUGAAGUCCUCCCGCCCAGUACACCUUCACUUCACUGGUCUGGUCAAAUCAGAGGCUAUUUACCAGGAAUGUGUCCGUCAAAACCAGGGAUUCGAGCAGUACAUGGUGGAGAAAACAGAAUGUUCUCUAUCAGAUGUUUUCGCUGCAGACGAAACGAUCUACCUCACACCAGAUUCCCCUAAUGUUUUAGAAUCCCUGGAUAGCAGAAUGGUGUAUGUGAUUGGCGGUUUAGUGGAUCAUACAGUCCUCAAGAAUGUGACAAAGAGAAAGGCUGAGGUCUGUUCUCUAAAAACGGCGCGACUUCCACUUGAUGAGUACAUGGAUAUGGUGCACUCAGGCAAUCAUAAUUACUCCAGAGUACUUUCUAUCAAUCAAGUGUUUGAUAUUCUUCUCAAGUUUUACGAGACAAAAGACUGGAGACAAGCGCUUCUUUCUGGUGUCCCGGCUAGGAAGGGCUUCACUGUCAAAGCAUCGUGAACCUUUAUGCAAUUCUUUCCAGGGUUCCCUGCUAGCAGAUGACUCUUUUCUCUGUAUUUCGCGAGAUACAGAAAAGAGGCAUCUGCUAGCAGGGAAUUUCCAGGGGGAAAACUACGACGAAUUCAAAUAAAAAUCCAAUAACUGAAUAAAUAAACGGCUCUGUGAGCCAAUCUCCCGAA
Messenger RNA from Nematostella vectensis (starlet sea anemone), 1908 nucleotides. Its product is annotated as tRNA methyltransferase 10 homolog B. Gene Ontology annotation, molecular function: tRNA binding. Bases 35 to 1729 code for a protein of 564 amino acids. NCBI's taxonomy places the organism in Eukaryota, Metazoa, Cnidaria, Anthozoa, Actiniaria, Edwardsiidae. Gene Ontology annotation, cellular component: nucleus; nucleoplasm. The record is from RefSeq and is a predicted model, not a curated record. Gene Ontology annotation, biological process: tRNA N1-guanine methylation. The transcript has 15 exons.